AUGAGCGAAGAGAAUCAGGUGAUGAAACAGGAGAAUGACGCUCUCAUACAGCAGCUCCUCGGCGAAGAUCUACGAAUCCCAACAACGCGAGUCAUGGCUCAGAUCGGAAUGCGGCAACUGAAGUUAAAGAGGGGGCAGACUCAAAACGAGCAUGCCCUAGCUCAUCAGUUGCCACAGAGGUUCUCAGGUGCCAGCGAUGGCCCAGUGCAGGCUUACGAGCAAGGCCGGAAGCAUGUGUGGCCGGGUCCUGCUUCGUACCAAGCAAUGAACACAGCUCCAUGCAGGUUUCAUCGAUCCCGAUCACAGACUUCCGCAAAAGUUGCUCGGGCACUUUCACCGGAUAUAUUGAGACGCAACGCAUAUGGCAGGGCUAUCUGGCAACGACUGACUGCACCCGUGACAUAUUACUAUGUGCCGAAGGGACUGAUCAGAGUAUCGACGGCGUCCGUGGAGUCACGACCUGACCAAGAUCUGUAUGACUAA
Messenger RNA from Bacidia gigantensis, 483 nucleotides. RefSeq lists its product as uncharacterized. The transcript has a single exon. The record is from RefSeq and is a predicted model, not a curated record. NCBI's taxonomy places the organism in Eukaryota, Fungi, Ascomycota, Lecanoromycetes, Lecanorales, Ramalinaceae. The coding region runs from base 1 to 483 and encodes 160 amino acids.